CGUCCGAACUUGUCGCCGCGUGGGACGGGUCUUGUUUGCCGGCGCGCGGCACGUGCGUGCGCGGCGAAUCGCGCGUCGCGAAGCCCUGGAAGGGCCGCCGGCACGCAAGAGCAGCGGUCGUGUUGUCUUCGCCGCCGCCACAGUUACCACGGUCACACGUCACACUGCGAAGAAGACGAGGAGGAGGAGAGGGACGCAUCUCACGGUUAGACCUGGCGACUGCCUCGCCCCAGAGGAAGGGGGAGAAAACUUCGUCGACGCGACGUCCCGAUCUGUACGCAUGUGGAUGUGCAGAACGUCGUUGAGGUGCGCGCCCGACCGCCGCCGAGUACGUUGUCCUCUGCUCUGGAGACAAGCAAGCACCGGCUUGGCGUUUCUAUUUGUGAUUGAGCAGAGCACGGCUUUCUUUUGUUUCUCUCUGAACCCGUCAUUCUCUCAGUGUUUGACGGGACGCAGGUCGGCAGUUUGUUUAUGCCAGCUCGACGCUCGAAUUACGGGGCUCGUUAGCGAAGGGUCUUGUUCCUUGAGAGAGAGAAACUUGCAACUUUCAAGGCGACGCAAAAGUGCCAUCGCGGUGUGUCGCGUCUGACGCAGUUGGACGGCCGAGUAACUCGCCGUGGUGCGCGCUGCUAACCACCGGAGAUUGGCGUACCGACGAAGAACCGAGGCUCGCGGUGUUGUUUUCUCACUUGAUAAAAGCGCCGGUUGAUCGGGCUCGUGGAGGGCCACUUCAGAGUGCUCUUUCCGGGAGCGUCCCACGCUGCCUCGCGCGGAUAGCUUAUCGGUAAAGCCUCCCUUUACUAUGCGUCACAACGUGGGCGGCUAAUCCAAACCUUCCGCUGUCUCUAAACCCUCCGUCGUGGCUGAAAGAGCUGCUUCCUAUAACCGUUUGCUAUUCACUGGGCCCCAUGUGAUCCCGAAGGGCGGGUGAGUGAUAUGCGCUGAGCCAGGAGUUUCGUUUUCAUUGUUACAUUACACUAGCAUUGAGGCUACGCUAGCUAGUAUUAAGGCUGUUCGUCUCUUCUUUCGACGCGAUAAGGGCAGGAUUGAUGUCCGCGGCUUGGCUAGCGAUCGCAGGACCUUUCGUGAUCCAGGCCGUUAAACAUUUAGACAAAGAAGGAGCGCUACGGGACUGAUUACCGUGGCUUGUUUCGGGCUUGACAGCGUUAGAGCUUCGGACACCGCAAGCAUCGACAUUCGGUUGCCAUGCUGGUGACGUCUCCGGAUAAACCGGGCCGUCUGGCGGGACUGUCGGCACUUCUCGUGCGUCGCCUGAGCCGGUGCCUGCCAACGUCGGGAAGGCUUCCGUGCGACCGAUGCGGCUACGAUGGUUCGCCGAAUAGCGGCCCUGGGUGCGACUACUGCAGGCCGAGGAAGAAAGUCCAGUUCAUCGUGGGCAACUGGGACGGCCUGGACCGGUCGUCACCGACGCCGCCGCCAGAGAGCCCCGACGGCACCUCGGCCUGCCCGGAGACGAGCCCGCUGAUGGAGGCCUCGGGGCCCAAGCCGGUCACCAUCCAGCGCAGCGCCUCCUUCAAUUUCCCCUCCACCAGCCAGCGGAACAGCGCCAAUGUGGCCGCAGGCGGCGCCGAGGUGUGCCCGCCUCCGCCGGGCAAGUCGAGCGACGACUCCGGCCUGGGCACCGGCAACAGCCCCCGGGGCAAGAAGCCCGCGCUCACCAUCGACAUCCAGCGCAUCCCGCCGUCGCGCGCCAGCUCGUACGGCGGCUCGCUGUGCAGCCUGCCCACCAGCAGCAACGGCAGGAUGUUCAGCGCGCGCCGGACGCACGGGGACCUAGACUCUCUGGUCAUUAUGCUGAGUGCUCUCUACGCCAAGCUGCUCGUAAUCAUGGGAAUCUGCUUUCCCCUGGCUGAAGUGAUCUCAAAGAAAAUACCCGUCUCGUUUUACGAGGGCUUCUACCUCUACCUGUACUUCGGCAGCAUCGCAUUCCUGCUGUACGUGUACGUGUUCCUGCUGCGCCACGACAAGGUCAACUCCAAGCUGGACCACCUGACCGACAGCUUCAGCGACAAGGUGCGCCGCCUGCUGGGCAUGCGCAGCUCGCGCGGCGCCAACAUGGAGAUCCCGCCGACGCCCAAGAAGCGCGUGCACGACGCCACCACGCACGCCGGCAGCUUCUACCUCAGGCUGGGUGCAGUCGCUUUUGGAACCGGGAGCAUGAUCUAUUCGGGGCUCGAGUUCGGCCAGUUCUUCGAGAUGGAGUCCGAUUCCAAGUGCUACAACAUUCUUUUUAGCCUGACGCCGGCCACGCGCAUGGCAUUCACAUUCUUUCAGCUCUAUUUCAUCUUCAUCAACUCGAGGGUUGCCAUUAACAAGUUCACAACGUUCGCGAGGUUCGGCCUGAUGCACAUGAUAUCCGCCAACAUCUGCGUGUGGCUUCACGUCCUAAUUCAAGAAACAAAGCACCAGCUCCUGGAAUUCAUCCAGAGGAACGAGACCAAUCUCUUAGCCAUGGCCAUGAAUCCUAUACCCAACAUCGCGUCCGAAGAGGAGGAGGAGCACCUGAACCCAGUGCACUACGAGACGCAUUCCAAGGACCACCACCGCAUCGAGAGGUCGACCGGCGAGCACGGGUUGCACCACGAUACGCACAACUGCCGCCGCGCCAACAUCAUGGGCGAGCUGGUGCAGAACGCGAGCCCGUUCCUGUUUCCCUGCACCAUCGAGUACAGCCUCAUCAGCGCCGGCAUCCUGUACAUCAUGUGGAAGAACGUGGGCUCGACGCAGCCCGUGCCCAACACUCCGGACAGCUCCAUACACGUGCACACACCACGCCAGCGGCACUACUACCAGGUGGACUGCGCCAAGGCCAACAAGGGCCUCUUCACGGGAAUCCUGGUGCUUGUGCUGUCCAUCAUCAGUCUCAUCCUGUUCUUCGUGCUGAUCAACAAGCCGCAGUACCGGAACCUGGCCGUCAUGGAGGCCCACAUCGCCGAGCUGGCCGUCUACUUCCUCGCCUCCCUGGCCACGACCACGGCGCUGUUCCAGGUGCGCGAGCUGCGUUACAACCGCCUGCGAAACACGGACCUGGACAGCAUCCUCCUCAUCGUGGCCCAGAGCGGGCUGUACUUGUACACCAUGUUCAGCAUCAUAGGCAGCCACUUCACGCUCGACCAGAACACCAUGCUGGCGCUGCUGACGGCGCUCGCCUGCCUCAUCCAGGGUUCCCUGCAGACCAUCUUCAUUCUGGACGCGUCGCGCCGCUACGUCAGCAGCAGCGACCAGGCCAAUCGCAAGCCUGGCCGCGAGAUGGUCACGUUCCUCAUAGUGUGCAACUUCUCCAUGUGGGCCAUCAACACCUUGGAGACUCGCCGCGCCGACUCGAACCCCGUUCAGAUGACCUUCUACGGUUUCUGGGCCUGGACCAUCAUCACCCACGUGACGGCGCCGCUGACCAUCUUCUUCAGGUUCCACAGCACGGUGUGCCUGUGCGACAUUUGGAAGAGGGCGUACAAGGUCAAGUCCGACUACCUCUGAAGCGGUCGCCGACGGAACUGUGCGAACAGCGUCCACCGCGUUCUGACCGUUCUUACGUUGCUUUUCGCCGCACGUUAGCGCGAGUUAUGAAUGGUCACACCUCUUGACGAAACGUUGAUGUGUAGAUGUGUGAGCUCGGUAUGGUGAUCUACGCGCGGGCGCCGUGCGCGCUUUUUAUCUCUUGUCACUUUUUUGUGUGUGUAUGUUUUGUUGCGCCAGCACUUCUCUUGAAUGAAAGUCACAAACCUUUGGUGGUUCUCGCGUGCCUGGGAUAUAAUUCCUACAUUUGUGGAAACGGGACCAAAAAUGAAGGUAAUGGGGAAGGAAAGAGAAAGACCACAUUUUCUCGGCCAUCGCGACAAGUCACGAUCAAACUUUAGACACGUUAAAAGAGAACUAGAUCGUUGUGACAGAUAUGGCGAUUCGGACAUUGAACGGCACUGAAUAUUCUUGGCGCUACUCUGGAUGCUAUAAUAUCAUGUUAUAUUGCCAAACUCGCCAUCUUGUCAGCUCUGAUUGGCCCACGGGGCUAAUUUGGCUUCGCUGAUUGGCUCAAAAUACCAACAUGGCUGUUGCGACUUCUGUACAGCACUCGCAGUCGAUGCCGUCAGAGCGUGUGCGCGCCGAGUGCUUGCGUAUUGUAGGCAAAGCCGUUGCUGGCGCUGUGGCAACACUGCGUCUAAACACCUAUAAAGUGCAUGCGUAGUUCACCGCGCCUCUCCGCCCUUGAACACUGUGCUGUUCAAAAGUACGCGAAAUGUCGCCGUGGGCUUCAAUCGAAACCGUGAUUAUGUGUGAUGCAUCAUCGCAGCUUUGUUUACGUGCCUGCAAUGUUGAAAUGCUCAGGACGCAAAGCUAGCUGAGAGCCAGUUGGUGCGCCUAGUGGCGUCGUGUAGAGUACCUACACAUACAGGCGGCGCUAGUCUUUAACAGUAAAUGCAUUUCGAGUAAACAAGUGUCGAAGCACUCUUGAUCGAUGUUAGCGCGAGACCGCCUGUAAAUCCUCAUUGUCGUGGCUCAGUCACUGAACCUGUACCAAUAAUUCGUGCGCUGAAAAGCACGAUGAGCUUGAACUUCUGAUAGCGUGUAAUGCCUCGUAACUUUGUAGCUAAUGCAUGAUUGCACCCUGUCAGGCUCUUUAGCUUUAGUGACAUGUGCCAAUUUUGGGAUGACCGCUAUGCAAUUUCGCGCGGGUGACAUUGUUGUACACAUGUAUUGUACCUUUUCUGUUGUUUCUCACGUGUCCCGUUCCUGUUAUUGUGAGGGGUCUACGCCAGACUCGAUAUAGAGCUGUUACAUACAACGCUGCUAUACGUGCCGCCUCUGAUCAGCUUAAAGGGACACUAAAGAUAAAUAUUAUGUGAAUAUAUACUUAAAAUUUACGCUUCUGGAGCUGCAAAUACGUAUGUCCGUCCUAUCGUGAACGGGAUUUCAGCGUUCCACGAGUGACGUAAAAAUGAAAAGCAGGUGUCGCCGCUAUGUUACGAUUCCCGAACCAGUUAUUCGCGAUCUUCAGAAAUUUUCACAUCUGACCUAGACUAGCCAAGUGUUCAUUGAUAACACCAUGAUUACAUCGUGUUCGAAAACAAACAAGGCACUUAGCGUUACAUCUUUUGCGGACUUUUCUCGUGCGAAGAGAACUCAUAUGCUCUUGAAACACGUGAUGCCACAGUGGACAUCUACGGCGCCGCGGUCGUGGCGCGGAAUUCAAUAAGGCGAGAUUGGCCUGCGUCUUCUCUACCAAUAAUCAAUCUUUCUCUGCUGCAAAAAUACAGGGAGAGUUUUGAAGGAAUAAUCUGUACGAGAGCCAAAUUGACUUAGUAUUUAUCUUUAGUGUCUAUUUAAGCUCAGGGCUGUGCGCUGUCAUCUUCAUACUCACGUAUCGCGCUUGUAACCAUGUCUGUCGUCGUUCUUUGUACUCUUACAUUGUGUAAUCGUGAAAUACGCGUAUGUGCCGUUUAUGUCAAUAUAGCCAUGUGUGUGAACUUCCUUAUGAAAAAAUAGAGAUGCACGAAGCGUGCAUCGGUGUUAAUGUUGUGAAGUACAAAUUAAAGACGACGGUCACGCAAUCACGUGCGUGAAAAGAA
Messenger RNA from Dermacentor andersoni, 5585 nucleotides. RefSeq names its product proton channel OtopLc-like. The record is from RefSeq and is a predicted model, not a curated record. Gene Ontology annotation, molecular function: proton channel activity. Lineage: Eukaryota; Metazoa; Arthropoda; Arachnida; Ixodida; Ixodidae. Gene Ontology annotation, cellular component: membrane. Gene Ontology annotation, biological process: proton transmembrane transport.